AUGGAACGUGGCUGCUACAACUGCGGCGACUCUUCGCACCAGGCACGCGAUUGCCCCAAGAAAGGCACUCCAACCUGUUAUAACUGCGGAGCCGAAGGACACGUCAGUCGAGAAUGCACCGCUGCGCCUAAGCCAAAGUCUUGCUACAAAUGUGGGAAUGAAGGACACUUUGCCCGCGACUGCCCCCAGGCUGGUCCUCCUGGAGGUGCAGGAGGUGGCUGGGGUAGCAGCGGCGCACAGUCGUACGGCGGCGGCGGCGGGUCGUCUCGAGAAUGCUACCGUUGCGGAGGGCAGGGUCACAUAGCGCGUGACUGUACUUCCGGCGGCAGUGGCGGCGGGUUCGGUGGCGGAUUCAAUCGCGGCGGCGGGGGUCAGACCUGCUAUGUGAGAGAUCCUUGCUUCGACAAUGUUGAGAUCAUGACUGCACCCAGGGUCGGUCUCAGAAAUGCUACAACUGUGGCGAACAAGGUCAUCUCUCUCGCGACUGCCCAUCUGAGCCCAGCUCUGAGCGCAUCUGCUACAAAUGCAAGCAACCAGGACACUUGCAGUCCGCUUGCCCCAACUAGUUGA
This is a messenger RNA of Fonsecaea multimorphosa CBS 102226, 570 nucleotides long. RefSeq lists its product as uncharacterized. The transcript has 9 exons. NCBI's taxonomy places the organism in Eukaryota, Fungi, Ascomycota, Eurotiomycetes, Chaetothyriales, Herpotrichiellaceae. Bases 1 to 570 code for a protein of 189 amino acids. Gene Ontology annotation, molecular function: translation regulator activity; mRNA binding; single-stranded RNA binding. Gene Ontology annotation, biological process: positive regulation of cytoplasmic translation. Gene Ontology annotation, cellular component: cytoplasm. The record is from RefSeq and is a predicted model, not a curated record.